AUGGCCACAGGAGGGGGUCCUUUUGAAGAAGGUGUGAAUGAUCAGGAUUUACCAAACUGGAGCAAUGAGAGUGUUGAUGACCGACUCAACAAUAUGGAUUGGGGCGGCCAGCAGAAGAAGGCAAAUAGGUCAUCAGAAAAGAAUAAGAGAAAAUUUGGUGUAGAAAGUGAUAAAAGGGUAACUAAUGAUAUUUCUCCGGAGUCAUCGCCAGGCGUUGGAAGACGAAGAACAAAGACUUCACUGACGUUUCCACAUAGUAGAUACGUGACUCAGAUGUCUGUUCCCGAGCAGGCAGAACUAGAAAAACUCAAACAGCGGAUAAACUUCAGUGAUUUAGAUCAGAGAAGCAUUGGAAGUGAUUCUCAAGGUAGAGCAACAGCUGCUAACAACAAACGUCAGCUUAGUGAGAACCGAAAGCCCUUCAACUUUUUGCCUAUGCAGAUUAAUACUAACAAGAGCAAAGAUGCCACUGUAAGUCCUCAAAAGAGAGAAAUGAUUGGAUCAGCACAGUGUAAAGAGUUGUUUGCUUCUGCUUUAAGUAAUGACUUUUUGCAAAACUGUCAAGUCUCUGAAGAAGAUGGAAGAGGAGAGCCUGCAAUGGAGAGCAGCCAGAUUGUAAGCAGGCUUGUUCAGAUUCGUGAUUAUAUUACUAAAGCUAGUUCCAUGAGGGAAGACCUUGUAGAGAAAAAUGAAAGAUCUGCUAAUGUUGAGCGCCUCACUCAUCUAAUAGAUCACCUUAAAGAACAAGAAAAGUCAUAUAUGAAAUUUCUCCAGAAAAUUCUUGCUAGAGAAAAUGAGGAGGAGGAUGUUCGGACUAUAGAUUCAGCUGUGGGAUCUGGUUCUGUAGCUGAGAGCACAUCGCUAAACAUAGAUGUGCGGUCUGAGGCUUCAGAUGCCACGGCCAGAGAUCCUCAGCAGGAGCCUAUGGAAGAGAUAGAAAAUUUGAAGAAACAACAUGAUUUAUUAAAAAGGAUGUUACAGCAGCAGGAGCAGCUGAGAGCUCUGCAGGGACGACAAGCUGCUCUCCUUGCCCUGCAGCAUAAAGCCGAGCAAGCUAUAGCUGUGAUGGAUGAUUCUGAAACUACAGGUAGCCUAUCUGGAGUCAGUAUCACCUCUGAACUAAAUGAAGAAUUGAAUGAUUUAAUUCAGCAUUUUCAUAAUCAGCUUCGUGAUUCUCAGCCUCCAGCUGUUCCAGACAAUAGAAGACAAGCAGAAAGUCUUUCAUUAACUAGGGAGAUUUCUCAGAGCAGAAAUCCAUCAGUUUCAGAGCAUUUACCUGAUGAGAAAGUCCAACUUUUUAGCAAGAUGAGAGUGUUACAAGAAAAGAAACAAAAAAUGGACAAACUGCUUGGAGAACUUCAUACACUUCGAGAUCAGCAUUUGAACAAUUCAUCAUUUGUGCCUUCUUCAGCCUCUCCACAAAGGAGUGUGGAUCAGAGAAGUACAACCACAGCUCCCUCUGCUCCUGUAGUCUUAACACCAGUGGUCAAUGGAGAAUCCAAUAACCUCAUGCCAUCUGUUCCUUAUCCUGCUGCUUCUUUAGUUUCUCAGAAUCAGAAUGAAAAUGAAGGCCACCUAAAUCCAACUGAAAAGCUCCAGAAGUUAAAUGAAGUUCGAAAGAGGUUGAAUGAAUUAAGAGAAUUAGUUCAUUAUUAUGAGCAAACAUCAGAUAUGAUGACAGAUGCUGUGAAUGAAAACACAAAAGAAGAAGAUACUGAAGAGUCAGAAUAUGAUUCCGAGCAUGAAAACUCUGAACCUGUUACUAACAUUCGAAAUCCACAAGUAGCUGCCACCUGGAAUGAAGUAAAUAGUAAUUCUAAUGCACAGUGUGUUUCUAACAAUAGAGAUGGGCGAGCUGUCAAUUCUAACUGUGAAAUUAACAACAGGUCUGCUGCCAACAUAAGGGCUCUAAACAUGCCUCCUCCUUCAGAUUGUCAGUACAAUAGAGAAGGAGAGCAGGAGAUGCCUGUCGCACAAGGUCAGGAGGAGGAGGAGGAGGAGGAGGGAGCAGAAGAAGAGGCCCUCAGUGGAGCUUCACUGUCCAGUCGCAGCAGCAGCCUGGUCAUUGAGACUCCUGAAGACGCUGAAUUUGAACAUAAGAUCCAGAAGCUUAUGGCUGCAAAGCUGAAACUCAGACACUUACAGAACCUUGUUGCCAUGGUGCAGGAUGAUGAUGCAGCCAAUCAAGGAGUAACCUCUGUGGAGGAUUUCUUCCCAGCAGAAGACACCAAACAAAAUGCAAAUAACACUAGAGGAAAUACCAAUAAAACACAGAAAGAUGCUGGAGUAAAUGAAAAGGCAAGAGAGAAAUUUUAUGAGGCUAAACUACAGCAGCAACAGAGAGAGCUCAAACAAUUGCAGGAAGAAAGAAAGAAACUGAUUGAGAUUCAAGAGAAAAUUCAAGAAUUGCAAAAGGCAUGUCCUAACCUACAGCUGUCAGCUGCUAGUGUGGGUAAUUGUCCCACAAAAACACAUAUGCCAGCUGUUACUUCAUCCCCAACCAUUAAUGAAAAUGAAGCCAGUACAAGCAAAUCUGGUUUUGAGCCUCAUGAUUCUUCAGUGGUAGAUAAUGAGGUAUGGUCAGAUAUGCGAAGACAUGAAAUGUUAAGGGAGGAGCUACGACAGAGAAGAAAACAGCUGGAAGCUCUGAUGGCUGAACAUCAGAGGAGGCAAGGUCUGGCUGAAACUGCAUCUCCAGUGGCUGUUUCAUUGAGAAGUGAUGGAUCUGAGAACCUUUGUACACCUCAGCAAAGCAGAACAGAAAAAACAAUGGCAACUUGGGGAGGUUCUACCCAGUGUGCCCUAGAUGAAGAAGGAGAUGAAGAUGGUUACCUUUCUGAAGGAAUUGUUCGGACAGAUGAAGAGGAGGAAGAGGAGGAGCAAGAUGCCAGUUCCAAUGAUAACUUUCAUAUGUAUCCUCCAAACAGUGCAAAUCGUAACUCUUACAAUGUAAAGGAAACUAAAAAUAGGUGGAAGAACAGUCGCCCUUUUUCAGCAGAUGGAAAUUAUCGUCCUUUAGCCAAGACAAGACAACAGAAUAUCAGCAUGCAGCGUCAGGAAAACCUUCGCUGGGUGUCCGAACUCUCUUACGUAGAAGAGAAAGAACAAUGGCAAGAACAAAUUAAUCAGCUAAAGAAACAACUUGAUUUCAGUGUCAAUAUUUGUCAGACUUUAAUGCAAGACCAGCAGACUCUGUCUUGUCUGCUACAAACUCUUCUCACGAGUCCUUACAGUGUUAUGCCCAGCAGUGUUGCAUCCCCUCAAGUGCACCUUAUAAUGCACCAGUUGAACCAGUGCUAUACCCAGCUAACGUGGCAACAGAAUAAUGUGCAGAGGUUGAAACAAAUGCUCAGUGAACUCAUGCGCCAACAAAAUCAGCAUCCAGAAAAACCUGCAAGCAAGGAAGGAGGCAGUGGUGCAUCACACCCUCCUUCUCCCAGUUUAUUUUGUCCUUUCAACUUUCCAGCUCAGCCUGUAAAUCUGUUUAACCUACCGGGGUUUACUAAUUUUUCAUCAUUUGCACCAAGUAUGAAUUUCAGCCCUUUAUUUCCUUCUAAUUUUGGAGACUUUUCUCAAAAUAUUUCUACACCCACUGAACAGCAGCAAACAUUAGCCCAGAAUCCUUCAGGGAAAACAGAAUACAUGGCUUUUCCAAAACCUUUUGAAAGUAGUUCUUCUAUUGGAGCAGAAAAACAAAGGAGUCAAAAACAGCCUGAAGAGGAGGUGGAGAACAAUAGGACACCAUGGUUUUAUGACCAAGAAGGUGAAGGAGAAAAGCCACUUCUCAAGACUGGAUUUGCAGUGUCUGUAGAGAAAACAACAAAUAGUAAUUGCAAAAGUCAACUAGAUACCAGUAGGAGAAGACGCCAGUUUGAUGAAGUGUCCUUAGAAAGCUUUAACAGUAUGCCUGACCCAGUAGAUCCAACAACAGUAACUAAAACAUUCAAGUCAAGAAAAUCAUCUGCACAGGCCAGCCUGGCAUCUAAAGAUAAAACUCCCAAAUCAAAGAGUAAGAAGAGGCAUUCUACUCAACCGAAAAGCAGAGUGAAAAAUAUUGGGUAUGAAAGUGCCAGUAUGUCUAGCACAUGUGAACCUUGCAAAAGUAGAAACAGACAUUCAGCCCAGACUGAAGAACCUGUUCAAGCAAAAGUACUCAGCAGAAAGAAUCAUGAGCAGCUGGAAAAAGUAAUAAGAUAUAGUAGGUCUACAGAAAUAUCUUCAGCACAUGCUAGGAGAAUACUACAGCAGUCUAACAGAAAUGCAUGCAAUGAAGCGCCAGAAACCGGGAGUGAUUUUUCCAUGUUCGAAGCUUUGCGGGAUACCAUUUAUUCUGAAGUAGCUACGUUGAUUUCUCAAAAUGAAUCUCGUCCACAUUUUCUUAUUGAACUCUUCCAUGAGCUUCAGCUACUUAAUACAGACUAUUUGAGACAGAGGGCUUUAUAUGCAUUGCAGGACAUAGUAUCCAGGCAUAUUUCUGAGAACCAUGAAGAAGGAGGAGAAAAUAUGAAGUCUGUGAAUUCUGGUACUUGGAUAGCAUCCAACUCAGAACUUACUCCCAGUGAAAGCCUUGCUACUACUGAUGAUGAAACUUUUGAGAAGAACUUUGAGAGAGAAACACAUAAAAUAAGUGAGCAAAAUGAUGCUGAUAAUGCUAGUAUAUCUUCAACUUGUGAACCUUUUGCAACAGAUGUUCUGGGUGACACUGUGAUCCACUUAGAUCAGGCAUUAGCCAGGAUGAGAGACUAUACGAAUAUGAAGAUGGAGGCUGAAAGUAGUGCAGAUGUUCGGUGUACCUGCAGGAUCAUUGAGGAUGACGAUGGUGCUGCUGCCACAACCACAGUUAACAAUAAUUUAGAAGAAACUCCUGUUAUUGAAAAUCAUAGUUCACAGCAACCUGUGAGUGAAGUUUCUACCGUCCCGUGUCCUAGAAUUGAUACUCAGCAGCUGGACCGGCAAAUUAAAGCAAUUAUGAAAGAAGUCAUUCCUUUUUUGAAGGAGCACAUGGAUGAAGUAUGUUCUUCUCAACUUCUGACCUCAGUAAGACGCAUGGUUUUGGUCCUUACUCAGCAAAACAAUGAGAGCAAAGAGUUUGUAAAAUUCUUUCAUAAGCAGCUUGGAAGUAUAUUACAGGAUUCACUGGCAAAAUUUGCUGGCAGAAAACUGAAGGAUUGUGGAGAAGAUCUUCUUGUAGAGAUAUCUGAAGUGUUAUUUAAUGAAUUGGCUUUCUUUAAGCUCAUGCAAGAUUUGGAUAAUAAUAGUGUAACUGUUAAACAGAGAUGCAAAAGGAAAAUAGAAGCCACUGGAGUGAUACAGUCUUAUGCAAAAGAGGCCAAAAGGAUUCUUGAAGGAGAUCACAGUUCACCUGCUGGAGAAAUUGAUGAUGAAGACAAAGACAAGGAUGAGACGGAAACAGUUAAGCAGACUCAAACGUCUGAGGUUUAUGAUGGUGACGGCCCCAAAAAUGUGAGAUCUGAUGUUUCUGAUCAAGAGGAAGAUGAAGAAAGUGAAGAAUGUCCAGUGUCUAUUAAUUUGUCCAAAGCUGAAACUCAGGCUUUGACUAAUUAUGGAAGUGGAGAAGAUGAGAAUGAAGAUGAAGAAAUAGAAGAAUUUGAAGAGGGACCUGUAGAUGUCCAGACGUCACUUCAGGCUAACACUGAAACUACAGAAGAAAAUGAACACGAUGAUCAGGUUCCACAGCAUGAUUUUGAAAAAUCAUCAGAAAGCAAAAAUGUCCCAUCAGAACAAGAACCCACUACUAGUAAAGGUGACCAGGAUAGCACUCCUGUGAAGCCCUGUUACCUCAAUAUCGUGGAAAAUGAGCAACCUUUAAAUAGCACUGUCCAGAAGGACACACUCACUACCAUCGACUCGUCCAGUCAGCCUAACCCUUUGCCUUUACCUUUAACUGAAAUUGAAACCUUGGUGCCUAGAGUCAAAGAAGUGAAAUCUGCUCAGGAGACUCCUGAAAGCUCUUUGGCUGGAAGUCCUGAUACUGAAUCUCCAGUGUUAGUGAAUGACUAUGAAGCAGAAUCUGGUAACAUAAGUCAAAAAUCUGAUGAAGAAGACUUUGUGAAAGUUGAAGAUUUACCCCUUAAACUGACAAUAUAUUCAGAGGCAGAUCUAAGGAAGAAAAUGGCAGAAGAAGAACAGAAAAACCACUUAGCUGGUGAAAUAUGUGAAAUGCAGACUGAAGAAUUAGCUGGGAAUUCUCAGACACUAAAAGAACCUGAAACAGUGGGACCCCAAAGUACAUGCGAUGUCUCCAGAGGCUGA
Messenger RNA from Rangifer tarandus platyrhynchus (Svalbard reindeer), 6273 nucleotides. The record is from the annotation of a GenBank genome assembly. NCBI's taxonomy places the organism in Eukaryota, Metazoa, Chordata, Mammalia, Artiodactyla, Cervidae.